AUGGCCGACUUGACGAUUCGUAACCUGACGGCCAAGCCCCUCUUCCUCAUCAAGGUGGAGAGGUUUGAGACGGAGCGCGAGCAGACGGGCAGCCUGCUGGGCAACAUGACGACGGCCCUGACGAGUAUGAUGAACGCGACCGAGUUCCAGAGCUACAGGGUCAUACCCAAGGGCCAGCCCAUCAAGAAGCACGACGCGGACAUCAAGGUCGACGCCUUUGCGAGCAAGAAGACGGACGUGCGCACGGCCGACGGCGAGCGCGAGGUGAUUCGCCUGACGCUGCGCACCGAGGACGACAGGCGGUACCAGAUCGACGUGCCGCGCCCGGACGCCAAGGCGGGCUCGAUGAAGAGGAUCGGCCAGGGCCACGGCGACCUGGAGCUGACGGGCGUGUACGUGGAGCGCGGUGCCGUGCUCGCCGUGUUCUCGUCCGGCCGGCUGGACAGCUGGAUGGCCAAGCUGCACGACAAGUGGCCGCUGCAGAUCCUGUCCAUCCCCGGCACCCACAACUCGCCCACCUGCUACACCGCCCUGCCCUCGGUCCGCUGCCAGUCCGUUGGCGUGCCCGAGCAGCUGCGCAACGGCGUGCGCUUCCUCGACAUCCGCGUCUCCGUCGAGCCCAACGGCGACCAGCUCACCCUCGUCCACAGCGCCUUCCCCAUCUCUCUCACCGGAGCCAAGUACCUGGACCCCCUACUCGACGACGUCUACCGCUUCCUCGACGAGCACAAGGACGAGACCGUCAUCGUCUCCCUCAAGCGCGAGGGCACCGGCAAGGGCACCGACGAGCAGAUGGGCACCGUCCUCAAGAAGAACCACGUCGACAAGCACCCCAACAAGUGGUGGGUCCGCCCCGGCGUGCCCAACCUCGGCGAUGCCCGCGGCCGCAUCGUCCUCGUCCGCCGCUUCGGCAUCGGCAACGACCUCAAGGCCUGCCACGACGGCAGGGGCUUCGGCAUCGACGCCCAGGCCUGGCCCGACAACUGCGAGGACGGCCGCUGCGGUCCCGCAAUCCGCGUCCAGGACUUUUACGAGGUCUCCGAGACCCAGAAUGUCGAGAAGAAGAUUGACUUCUCCCGCGGCCAGCUCGAGCGCGCAGCUGAGCAGGGCUACAACAUCGACGGCGGCAGCCCGGCCCCUUCCUUCUUCAUCAACUUCCUCACCGCCAGUAACUUCUUCAACGCAAACUGCUGGCCUGAGCGCAUCGCCGCAAAGGUCAACCCCGCCAUCGUCGAGUACCUGUGCGUUAAGCACGGCGCAGAGGGCCAGGGCCCCCGCAAGCUCAAGGUCGGCAGGGCGAGCACCGGUAUUGUCGUCACCGACUGGGUUGGCGCCCAUGGCGACUGGGACCUUGUCCGUUCUGUUGUCGGCAUGAAUGCCCGUCUGCAGCGUCCGAGGGGACAGUAG
Molecule: messenger RNA, 1407 nt
Organism: Geosmithia morbida
Lineage: Eukaryota; Fungi; Ascomycota; Sordariomycetes; Hypocreales; Bionectriaceae
Product: 1-phosphatidylinositol phosphodiesterase
Exons: 1
Coding region: 1-1407 (468 amino acids)
Biological process (GO): lipid metabolic process
Molecular function (GO): phosphoric diester hydrolase activity
Source: RefSeq, a predicted model, not a curated record